UUGUUGACUUGUGAGUGUUCUGGUCUUCUUCUACUUGCUUUAAUGGAGGAAUCAAUUUACUAUUUAAAAUCUUACACUGAUCAAAACCCAACUCAUCAAUUUCUUCUUUCCUUUCUCUCGUGAAAUUCAGACAUACCCUUUUUCUCACCGUUGUUGAAUACUAAUGGAGGUGGCCAACAAUCCCUCUUCCGUUGUCGUUUUGGAAGUCGGGAUGCAUUGCGAGAGCUGCGCUUCUAAAGUUGUGGAAUGUGCUCGACGCCUCAAAGGUGUAGAAAAUGUGACGGUAGACAUAGAUUCGAACAAGUUGACAGUGGAAGGUGAGGUGGAUCCUUCGCAGAUUCAAGAAGAGCUAAGCCGCAAGACCAAUAAGAAGGUCGAUGUUGUCUCUUCUCAUCACAAGAUAGAUGAUAAUGGCGCCAUUGCUGACAAGAACAAGGAAGACAAGAAAACUAUUCGUGAGGAAAACUCAGACGUUGAUAAGAAACAACCGAAACAGGCUUUGGAGACAACAGUAGUAGUUCUCAAGUUAGGACAUUACUGUCAGGGAUGUCGCCCAAAGAUUCGCAAGAUAGUCCAGGAGACAAAGGGUGUGCAAGAGAUGGCACUAGAUGAAGAGAAUGAAACGAUAACGGUCAAAGGGACCAUGGAUGUGAAGGUGUUGUUGGAGAAACUGAAUAGACCUGUUCAGAUCUUGUCGCCUAAGAAAGAGAAAUACAGCAAUGGCGGCGAUAAAGAUAGCGGGACUGGCAAUGAUGACAGAAAGAAGAAGAAAGGAAGUGCACAAGAGAAUGGGAAUCGUGAUACUGAAAUGAAAGGGAGCUUAUUGGAGUUGAAACCAAUAGAAGCUCCAGCAAUAAUGGCAGUUUUCAAGGUGCCACUCCACUGUGAUGGAUGCAUAGGGAGAAUUCGGAAAAUUAUCCGUAAAAUUAGAGGGGUACAGGAGGUGAGAAUUAACAAGGAGAAGGAAACUGUAACUGUCAAAGCAACCAUUGAUGUGAAUACCUUAACUGAAACCAUGAAAAAGAGAUUGAAGAAACUUGUAGAGGAGAGGAAAAUAGUGAUACAAAAGGAGGCAGAAGUGGUGAAAAGUACAAGCCAAUAUUCAUUUCGAAAGCAAGAUCACAAGCAAGAAAUUGUGCCAUCUACAGCUCUUCAACUUGCUGAGCAGCAACAAGAAAUUAUCCAAAUAAUUUGUGUUCAGGACUCCAAUGAUGGCAGGGACCAGAACCAAAGUUUGGUUAGCUCUACACCUCUUCAACUUGCUGAGCAGCAACAAGAAAUUAUCCAAACAAUUUGUGUUCAGGACUCCAAUGAUGGCAGGGACCAGAACCAAAGUUUGGUUAGCUCACCAGAUGCUCACACCAAACUUGAUUCGGAAAUUGGAAAGAGCACACCCACAACUGAAAAAGCAGGGUGGCUUUUUAUACUCGCUAGCUUAUUUCUAGAGGGUGUCUCGGCUGUUCUAGACCAAAUGGGUCAUCUUAAGGCAAGCAUGGUACUAUCGUUUGUAGCUUUACUUCUUUGUAUGUUUGAUCUGUUCGACUCAGCUCGAAGAGAAGGACUUAUCAAAAUGGAAAGGAGGGGUUGUUCCCCAUGCUUUUGUAGUCACUCAACAAAUGGUUCCCCAACUAGUGAACUUUUCAUGGUUGUUCAAUGUUUUGGAUUUACAAGUGCAGUCUGGCAGUGCAUUUUCUCAACAGUGCAGUAUAUAUGUGCUCUUCGACAUUCAGAUAAUCCCAUCAAAAUGACCCUUCUACCCUGCAUCUUCCUAUUGUGUGUGCUCAUUUCAAAGUUAAUCAGGAAAAUGGAGGAGCUAAAUUGUCAAGAUUUAGAAAUGGGUAAACUUGAGCCCCAACGUAGCGGGUCAAGCAGGAAGAUGGAGAAGGAUGAUCAAACUUCCAAGACAAUGGAGACUACAAGUGAGGCCCCAACACAUGCUAGUGAAGAUGCAUUUGCGGAUGCCAGGGAAUUGGGAUCUGGCCAUAUUGGUUGCUCGCAUUAUAGAAGGAGAUGCAAAAUUAGAGCACCUUGUUGUAAUGAGAUCUUUGACUGUGUGCAUUGCCAUAAUGAAGCUAAGAACUCGGUGGAAACCAGUUCUCAUGAUCAACACAACAUUCCAAGCCAUGAAGUGAUAAAGGUCAUUUGUACCCGUUGUCACACAGAACAAGAUGUUCAGCAGAAUUGUGUGAGUUGUGGAGUUUGCAUGGGGAAGUACUUCUGUGCCAAGUGCAUAUUCUUCGACGAUAAUGUUUCAAAGAAUCCAUACCAUUGUAACGAAUGCAGAAUUUGCAGAGACAGAGGAAGGGAAAAUUACUCCCAUUGUAAGAAAUGUGGAUCUUGCUAUCCAAAAUUAAUGGAAGAUGUCCACCAAGAUUGAGCUUUACUAUCUGUUCAAGGUUUGUGGUGACUGUUAUUAGCAAAGAGAUUGCUUGCUGCAAUUGGCUAUGGAUUGAUCCAUAGCCAGAGGUGUCAAUAAUAGGAGCAAAUGAAGGAAUAUUUGGUUUCCUUUCUGCAAAAAAAUUACUGUUAAUUACAAUUUGUCUACAUGGUUGGGUUGUAAAACCAAGCACUCAAAACUAUUUAAAUAGCAAAUUUACAAUUUGCCCCAAAUCUUUUUACAAAAAGUCA
Messenger RNA from Manihot esculenta (cassava), 2628 nucleotides. RefSeq lists its product as uncharacterized. The transcript has 15 exons. The coding region runs from base 164 to 2377 and encodes 737 amino acids. NCBI's taxonomy places the organism in Eukaryota, Viridiplantae, Streptophyta, Magnoliopsida, Malpighiales, Euphorbiaceae. Gene Ontology annotation, molecular function: zinc ion binding. The record is from RefSeq and is a predicted model, not a curated record.